AAUUCUAAAUUCAAAAAGAAGCUUUCACAUUUUUCCAUUAAUAAAGAUUAUUACUUUACCUCCAUUAUUUCCACUGGAUUAAUUAGUUUUGUUCUCCUAGAUCUUGAAUUUCUGAGCCGGGCUCGACUUAAUCACAUCAGCUUUUGUUUCUUGAUUUGUGGGCUUUAGUCAAAAUUCGUUCUUGCUCGAGAAGAGAAGUGGAAAUAACAAGAAAUUAGUUUCAGUUUUCUUGAAAACUGUAAUUAGCUGUAAGUGGAGCUUGGAGCUGAGGGGUAGUAAUAGUUUACUGUGUAAAAGUGGAUGUCAGAUUUUUAGCAUUAGCAUAUCGCAGAGAAUCUACAUUAGAGAGGCUAUGGAUUCGGAGAAAGCAAUGGUUUCUGGAGUGACAGUUAUCGGGCAUGGAGCUCCAUCCACAUACCAUGUAGCUCCAAGGAUGGAGAGUUCUGAAUUUGGAACUUCUCAAAUGACUCCACCAGUGAUGAAUGCAGCAGGCUCGGAGAGGAAGAAGAGAGGCCGGCCGAGGAAGUAUAAGCCGGACGAAUCACCAAGCGGAGCUUUUUCUUCUGUGCAGGUAUCAUCGUCUGCUCCACCUACUGCUGGCAAGGCCUAUGGGGAGGAUGUUAAGCCAGGUGCCCUGGUCCGGGCCACCACUUCCGAGAAGAAGCAUAAGAGUAAAAUCGGAACAGAAAAAUUAGAUGACUGGAUUGAAUGUUCAACUGGCUCAAGUUUUUUACCACAUGUGAUCACUGUGAAUGCUGGCGAGGAUAUCUCAUUGAAGAUAAUGGAGUUCUCUCGACAAGGGCCGCGGGCUGUGUGCAUAAUAUCUGGCAGUGGGAGAGUGUCAAAUGUGACACUUCGACAUCCAAAUUCCUCUGGUGGAAUCUUGACUUAUGAGGGUCUUUUUGAAAUCCUUUCCUUUUCUGGAUCCUUCACACCAACGGAGAUGCCAGACAAAUACGGAAGAUCCGGUAUGAUGACCAUAACCUUGUCUGGAGCUGAUGGUCGUGUCGUGGGAGGUUUGGUUUCUGGAUUGACAGUUGCUGCCACUCCAGUAAAGAUUGUUGUUGCAAGUUACCUAGUGGGAAGUUCCCAUGAGCUCAAACCUAAGAAGCAGCAGUACACAGUUAAUGCAUCGGUUCCGGGUGGCGCCCCUUUGUCGAACCAGGACAAGAAUAUCUCCGGCACCAUCCAAGGGCCUAGCUGCUCCAGCUCUGCUGACCACCCCACUGGCUGGGCAGCAAUUCAGACUGCAGAAAAGUCGAGGAGUUCCACGGCCGACAUCAAUAUAUCACUGCAGGGAUAGUCUUAACAAUCAAGAUGUUUUACUCUUGGUAGUAACUAGUAGUAGUAAACUUAUCAUUGUCUCCCUCCUUAACAAGUGACCUCCAUGACACAAUGCUGCAUAAAAUUGAUGCUCUUUUCACCAUUCUUAACAUGUAUUGAUGGUUAUCAGGCUUGUGCAAUGACAGAUUUCGUGUUACGUCUUA
Molecule: messenger RNA, 1487 nt
Organism: Salvia hispanica
Lineage: Eukaryota; Viridiplantae; Streptophyta; Magnoliopsida; Lamiales; Lamiaceae
Product: AT-hook motif nuclear-localized protein 1-like
Molecular function (GO): minor groove of adenine-thymine-rich DNA binding
Source: RefSeq, a predicted model, not a curated record